Molecule: messenger RNA, 3733 nt
Organism: Cuscuta europaea
Lineage: Eukaryota; Viridiplantae; Streptophyta; Magnoliopsida; Solanales; Convolvulaceae
Source: the annotation of a GenBank genome assembly
UCUUGUUAGACACGAAUGGCGGGUAAUAUGCUUUACCUUCACAGCGCGAAACUUUUCUAGGGUUUCAAAAUUUUCUCUUGAACCCAGACUCAAGUUUGAGAAUUUACGCAGGAAAAUAUCCGAAUCUCUAAAAAAAUUAAAUUUUAGUCCAAAUAUUGCAGAACAUCAUCUCAACUCCUAAUAAAUCGGAAGAAUUCCCUGUAGAUCCUGAAGUAAUGGGUAAUAAAGUCGACGAAGAACUCCUCUCUACGGUCCGGUCUGUGGUCGGGGAUGAGUACACGGAAAUGGACAUAAUUCGAGCCCUUCAUAUGGCGAAUAACGACGCAACGGCAGCAAUCAACAUCAUUUUUGACACCCCGAGUUUCAAAAAGUCCAUAUUUAAGAAAGCUUUCGAGGUACCCAAUCUUAGUACAAGGUCAGUUCCAAGUGUAGGUUCAAAUGUAAGAAGAAGCAGUAAUGAAAGUGAGAAAUGUGAACGUGGUACGACUUCAAAUGAUGGGAACGUAGGAGACAGCGAUGGGGGUAAGAUGGGGAGUGAGUGGUGGCUUGUGGGCAUUGGUGAAGUUGCGGGGAUGUCAACAUGUAAGGGUAGAAAUAUAAAACCAGGAGAUGAAGUCUAUUUUACUUUCCCGACCGAGAAGAAAUUGAAUUCUCAAUCCACUAGGAAACUUGGCCGAGGUCGACAUAUGGUUGCUUGCUCUGAAAUCGUGCGUUUCUCUUCAAAGGCUCUUGGAGAGAUCGGGAGAAUUCCAACUGAAUGGUCUCGAUGUCUCUUGCCACUUGUGAGAGAUAAUAAGGUCAAGGUUGAGGGGUGCUGUAAAUCCGCGCCUAAUGAGCUGGGGAUCAUGGACACAGUAGUUUUGGCGGUCAGUGUGUAUAUCAACAGUUCCAUGUUCUGUAAAAGUCAUAAGACCGUUCUCAAGGUGGCCAGCAACAAUUUGGCAGAUGAAUCAACUGUCUAUCCCCUCCCAUCAUUGUUCCGAUUGCUAGGACUUGCUCCUUUCAAGAAGGCAGAAUUUACUCCAGGUGAUCUGUACACAAGGAAGCGUCGUUUGACUGAAGAGAACACUUCUCGCAUUCUCACCCCAUCAUUGCGUGUUAACAAAGGCAAAAGAUUGGAUCUGGAUGAAGGUAAAGCCGAAGGUGACGAGACAAUUUCAGAUACUGAUCUGGAAAAUAUUGUGGGUUCUGCUAACAGCUCUGACUUACAGGAAAUGGAACCUCCGAGUACACUUCAGUGUGAAUUACGUCCUUAUCAGAAACAGGCUCUUCAUUGGAUGACUCAACUCGAGCGGAUACACAGUGUAAAUGAUGCAGAAACAACUUUGCAUCCGUGUUGGGACGCAUAUCACCUUGCAGACAAGAGAGACCGGGUUAUCUACUUGAAUGCCUUUUCUGGGGAUGCAACCACAGAAUUUCCAAGCACUCUCCAAAUGGCCAGGGGCGGAAUUUUGGCAGAUUCAAUGGGACUAGGGAAGACUAUAAUGACUAUAUCUCUUCUUUUAAGUUGCACUGAAAGAGGUGGAUCAUCAGGAAGCCAAUCAACAAGCCAGUCUUCACAUGAAAAUGGUGAAAACAGUAAUUUGUCAUAUCAGUCUUCAGCUCCUUCAAAGAAAUCAGCAGGAUUUACUGGUCUUAAGAAGUUUUUGAAACAAAAAACCGAACUGACAUCUGGUGGUAAUCUCAUUGUAUGUCCUAUGACACUUUUAGGCCAGUGGAAGGCAGAGAUUGAAAUGCAUUCACACCCUGGCACAUUAAGUAUUUAUCUUCAUUAUGGACAAAGCAGAUCAAAGGAUCCAAAAGUUAUUGCUCAAAGUGAUGUUGUACUAACAACAUACGGAGUUUUGGCAUCAGAAUUUUCUGCCGAGAAAGUUGAGGAGAAUGGGGGGCUUUUCUUGAUUAGAUGGUUUAGAGUGGUCCUUGAUGAGGCACAUACCAUUAAAUCUACUAAAAGCCAAAUUUCUCUUGCUGCAUCUGCACUUAUUGCUGAGCGCCGGUGGUGUCUUACUGGCACGCCCAUCCAGAAUAAUGUUGAGGAUCUUUACAGCCUCCUAAGAUAUUUGAGGGUUGAACCAUGGGGAAGCUGGGCGUGGUGGAAUGAGCUUGUUCAGAAACCAUUUGAGGAGGGAGAUGAAAGAGGGUUGAGACUUGUUCAGUCAAUUCUUAAACCAAUCAUGUUAAGAAGAACAAAGUCUAGCACAGAUCGAGAAGGCAGGCCAAUUCUAGUUCUUCCACCAGCAGAUGUUCAAGUAAUUUAUUGUGAACUUACAGAAGCAGAAAAGGACUUUUAUGAGGCCCUGUUUAAACGAUCAAAGGUGAAGUUCAAUCAGUUUGUUGAGCAGGGGCGGGUUCUACACAAUUAUGCUUCUAUUUUGGAGUUGCUUUUACGACUCCGUCAAUGCUGUGAUCAUCCAUUUCUUGUGUUGAGUCGAGGUGAUACUCAAGAAUUCUCGGAUUUGAAUAAGCUUGCCAAACAUUUUCUUAAGAGUGGCCGGAAGAACACAAGAGAACACCAAGAUGUUCCAUCACGAGCUUAUGUUCAAGAGGUUGUAGAAGAUUUACGUAACGGAGAACAAGGAGAGUGCCCAAUUUGUCUGGAAGCCUUCGAAGAUGCUGUGUUGACUCCAUGUGCCCACCGAUUAUGUCGAGAGUGUCUCUUAGCAAGUUGGAGAAGUUCCACAUCUGGGUUUUGUCCUGUUUGUAGAAAGACUGUCUGCAAGCAGGAACUGAUCACAGCACCAACAGAUAGCCGUUUUCAGAUAGAUAUAGAAAAAAAUUGGGUGGAAUCGUCUAAAGUUACUGCAUUGUUGUAUGAAUUGGAACAACUUCGUACUCUCAACUCCAAAAGCAUUGUCUUUAGCCAGUGGACUGCCUUUUUGGACCUCCUUCAAAUUGCCCUUGCUCGAAAAGGUAUCCCUUUCCUUCGCCUUGAUGGGACAUUAAACCAGCAACAUCGAGAGAGAGUAAUAAAAACAUUUUCAGAAGAAGAAAGUGUUCUGGUGUUGCUGAUGUCGUUGAAGGCUGGUGGUGUUGGAUUAAACCUUACAGCAGCUUGCAAUGCCUUUGUCUUGGAUCCGUGGUGGAAUCCUGCAGUGGAGGAACAGGCUGUAAUGCGAGUUCAUCGUAUUGGACAAACCAAAAAAGUUACAAUAAAAAGGUUUAUUGUAAAGGGAACUGUUGAGGAGAGAAUGGAGGCAGUGCAAGCCAGGAAGCAACGAAUGAUUUCGGGGGCACUUACAGACCAAGAAGUCCGCACCGCUCGAAUCGAAGAACUUAAGAUGCUUUUUUCAUAGAGCACAGCAGGAGGGUGUGCUUCCUACUUCUACGUGGUGACACUAUUGCAUGGGAUCAUGGGAUGAGUUACCCAAACUGUAUUCCAUUUGCAUGCUUUCAACCAUUGAAAUGGAAGAUCCGACCCCGACUCAGAUCGGCACUUCAACAAAGUUUUAGCCACAUUGAUAUCCAAGGUGGAUUGAUGGAGCUUUUCAUUUGUCAGAACUGCAUUACCCAUCUCUCAGGCGUAGUCAUAAGGGGCCAGUUAUAGAGUAACAACCGCAUAAAACAACUUGUUAUGGUAGUUUGUUGUGUCCAUAGCUGCACUAAGUAACAUGUAUGUCUAUCAACCAUUUGUUUGGGGGAAAUUGGAAACAAGGAAGAGUAGACGAAGAUUCUCGGGAUUUGUAAUUAAUUUAUCCCUUACGCACCUUUUGCAUUUUAUGGACUGCUGUGUGUA